AUCGAUAAGUUUCUUGUUUUUCUUUUUAGAAACUGUUUUGAGAUAACAUUGGAACUUGGUUGCUGUAAAUAUCCGCCAGCUCUUUACAUCAUGCGCUACUGGUACGCAAACCGCGAGGCCUUGCUCAAGUUCAUCGAAUUGGUGCAUAAGUCCGGAAUAAGGGGCUUUGUAGUUGAUGAGAAGGGCCUUCCUCUUGAGGGGGCAAGGAUCAUCAUCGAGAAUCGCGCCAAAAAGAUUAAGACCUCCAAGGAUGGCGACUUCUGGCGGCUCUUGGUUCCAGGAAAUUACACCGUCCGCGUAGCUAAACGCAGAUUUAAAAACUCCAAGAAGACCGUAACUGUUGAUCCAGAUGUAUCGACAGUUGUAAACUUCACUCUGUUUAGAAAGAAUUCAAAUAAUUUCAACAGGCGUCGGCCAGCGACGAAAAUCAACGGCGCAGUCGAGCUUGAGAAACCAGCGAGUAAUGUGAGCUUUCAUUCGAUUGUAACAAACCGAGAUAAAUUGAGGCUUGCAGCAAAAUCACCCAAGAAAUCCGCUUCUGUGGCGAGAAUUCCUUCAAUCGUUGCUAGUUUUAUUUGUCUUGUUUUAGUGGCCAGUCUGAAAUGAUAAAUCAAGACUUGUCCUGUUCAAUUUAUCGAUCGUUAGAACUUUUGUUUUCACUGUCUCAUAACCAAUGUUAGGCAGAAAAUUUGAUUUGUUUGAUUGGUUUAAAUUUAUUGAUCGAAUUAAUCGUGUAUCAAAGGAGCUC
Molecule: messenger RNA, 748 nt
Organism: Orbicella faveolata
Lineage: Eukaryota; Metazoa; Cnidaria; Anthozoa; Scleractinia; Merulinidae
Product: carboxypeptidase D-like
Source: RefSeq, a predicted model, not a curated record